This is a messenger RNA of Homarus americanus (American lobster), 5446 nucleotides long. RefSeq names its product transmembrane protein 165-like. The transcript is spliced from 13 exons. Bases 180 to 1289 code for a protein of 369 amino acids. NCBI's taxonomy places the organism in Eukaryota, Metazoa, Arthropoda, Malacostraca, Decapoda, Nephropidae. Gene Ontology annotation, cellular component: Golgi apparatus. The record is from RefSeq and is a predicted model, not a curated record. Gene Ontology annotation, molecular function: manganese ion transmembrane transporter activity; calcium ion transmembrane transporter activity. Gene Ontology annotation, biological process: calcium ion transmembrane transport; Golgi calcium ion transport; manganese ion transmembrane transport.
CAGUUCAGACUCCAUAUUAAGUAAGGGAAAGAAGGUUUAGAGUUUAUAUCCAGCUGAUGCUUCUCAGUGAGUUGUCGUGAUCGUGACAUACAACAGCAGGAUAAAGUGACUGUAUUGAGUGUGUCGGACUUGGAGUUGACUGGAACACGAGGUAUAACGCAGCCAGAUUGAUCACUAGAAUGUCACGUAUUGUGUGGGUGGUCACUCUCACCACUCUGUUUUUGGGUGUGGUGUGGGCAGAUUUUCAUCCAAUUGAUGUAGAACCUGUUAUGAAGAAGGAACAACCAGAUUUUGAGGAUGACACUGGUAAUGGAGCAGUCGUUCACAGUGGCAGCGGCGACAGGUUCCCCAACUCUUCACAUGACACACAGGACAAGAAAGAUGCAUCAGAUGUUAAUUUCCUGAAUGCCUUUAUUGCUGCCCUGAGUAUGAUCAUAGUAACAGAAUUGGGCGAUAAAACAUUCUUUAUUGCUGCCAUCAUGGCAAUGAACCACCCAAGAGUGACAGUGUUUUCUGGAGCUAUGUUUGCAUUGGCUAUAAUGCACAUGUUAUCAGCUAUGUUUGGCUAUGUCAUAACAUGGAUACCUCGUGUGUACACGUUUUAUGCUUCAAGUGUCCUUUUUGCCAUCUUUGGAUUAAAAAUGCUGAGAGAAGGAUGGAAAAUGAAACCAGAUGAAGGACAAGAAGAACUUGAAGAGGUGCAGUCAGAUUUAAGACGCAGGGAAGAUGAUUAUCGACAUGGAUCUGUAGAGGAAGGUGCUGUAACAUACUCAGCGGAUUCUGUGAAUGGUGAUGAAGCAGUGUAUACACCAGAUUCUCGGGAAAGUGGUGAAGCAAUGUGCAAGCAGGAUUCUAAAGAAGGUGAAGUAGCGCACAAACGGGAUGCUAAAGAUGAAAGUGAAGUUGUGCUCAAACAAGAAUCUCCAAAGGAUGGUGAAGUAAUGUUUCCAAGGGAAGGACGCUCGUUAGAAGAAAGUGGAGCUGGGUCGCGACGAGGAGGACGCAAACGUGUGUUUGUAUUGCAGUCUCGCAUCUUCCUUCAGGCCUUUACUAUGACAUUCUUAGCUGAAUGGGGUGAUCGUUCCCAGAUUGCUACUGUUGUCAUGGCAGCAAGAGAAGAUGUAAGUGGUGUAAUUGUUGGUGGACUGCUGGGUCAUUUCUUAUGCACAGGACUUGCCGUAGUUGGUGGUCGUAUAAUUGCUGCUAGAAUAUCUAUCAGAACAGUGACCAUCAUAGGUGGCAUAACCUUCCUGAUAUUUGCUGCGUCUGCACUAAUAAUAGGUCCCUGAAGAAUUAUGCUCACAAAUCAUGCCACAUAGGUUGUAUGAUAUUUGUUCUCAUAGACUAUAAUAGAUUAUAAAAUUGUAAUGUCUGCGGUGUGUGAUAGUGUAAUCUUUAACCUCUUCUUUACCUCACACCAAAACAGUGGCACAGUAAGGCCUCACUGAACGAGUAAUCGAUGAAUGAGAGUUCAGUUUACCAAACUUUGUGCUACAGGGUAUGAAAAAUUCAAUGAAUUAACUUGUAUUUGAUUUAACAAACAAAAUUUCUAGUGAAUCAAUUGAAGAUUGGAGCUAGUCAUGUUUUGUCAUUGGUUGAGCAGCCAGCCAGGCUACUGCUCGGACUAAAUUUUUAUACUUUGAGGUGAGGUAGGUGGCAGGCUGACCCACCCUGGCUAGCCAGUGAGCCUAGACAACUUGGCGGUGUUUCUUUAUCAUCGCGUUCAACCAGCAAUGUUAGGCCAACACAAGCAGCAGUCAUCUUUAGCCCUGGUAAGUACUGUAUUGUACAAACAAAAUGUUUAAAUUGUGUUAGGUUAGGAUUUAGGGUAGAAAUUCUUUGGGGUUUUGGACAAAGUUUUUUUGGUUGGAACAUAUUUCAGCUCUGAACAUGGGAUCCUAUGGAAAAGGUUCCCAUUUAAUGAGAAUUCACUUUACAAGCACUUUUUCAUUAUUACACAUUGCUCACUAAGCAGGACUUUACUGUGCUCAUACAUCGUUGGGUGUGGUAUACAUGUACUGCAGUUUUGGCUUGCAGUAAAGAUGGGGUAGAGGGUAAUGUGGCUUAAGAGCUUAGUAAUAUAAAGGUCAUUGAUUACUGUUGUGUGAGAUACAGUAUAUAUUUAUUUUUUAAUGGUGAUAAAACCAACUACAGGUAGUGACAGGUAUAUGAGAUGUAUUUGUUUUUUCUAAUGCUGAAAGGUUUUGAAAAUUUGGUGAAGUAAGUUAUUUUACAUAACCUUUUGGUUACUUGAAUGCUACCUGAACACAAGAUAUAACACUAGCAGAUUGUAGCUAAUAAGUAUGAUUGGUUUGGUAUUUGUUUACAUAUUGUUACACUUGUUGACCUUUAUUUUUUUUAUCUUGAGUAUGUUUCUACCCAUAAUAGCUGUGAGAAUAGGUUAAGUGUUUGUGAAUUCUCGUGGUUUUGUUGCAAUUUGUAAUUGCCGUUAGCCAUGCCGUUGUGUUCACCACAAUAGUGUAAUGGACACUGAUCCAUAGUACUGAAGAUAACACAGUAGAUUAAAAGAUGUAUGCUUUAUGUAGAUGAAUUUUUUAUACCAAUGUUUUUAGGUUCAAUUUAUUAGUAUAAUUUAUUAAAAUAUAUCACAAAAUGUAAAUACUCUCAAACUCCAGCCAGUGAAAAGAAUGUGAGGAUCAGUCUACAUAGGAGUUUAUGCUUUCUUGGAUUUCAUAUACAGGUACUGUAUUUGUUAAUAUGGUUGUAAGCCUGUACAGUACAGCAUAGAUAUGAUUAAAAGAUAUUUUACACUAUUUACAAGAUUUAAUAUCUUUUAUUGAAAUGUAAAUAAUGACACACACUAGAUGGGUGUAGUUCAUGUAUUAACCUCUCAUCAGGAAUUCAAUUUGGCAGUUUCUAUAUAAUUUUUGCACAAUAAUCACUAUUUAGAUGAAUAUUAUUAAUGAAUUACUCCUGAUGAUAACAGAUGUUCUAGCUUUUUAAUUUAUUUCCGUAGUCUUUGAAUUGUACUUUACAUUUGUUGAAUAAGAAAGUUUUGCAUAUUUUUGUUCAACAAGAAAAUUCUCAUGGAAGAUAUAUAGAUAGAUGCCAGGUAGAAGUAUUUUUUAAAUUUUAUUGUUACUAUUAUUAUCACAGUAUUAUUUUCUGAUAAUUUUAUUUAUUUAUUUGCUUAUAUAGCUCUUUCCUUUAAUAGAGUUUAAAAGUCAAUACUACCAUGUAGGAAGUUUCCCACAGUUCAUCAGGUUAGGUUUUUCAACAUUUCCUCCAAACACAAGAAUGUUGGUACAUUCCUGUAUAUUCCUCCAUGGCCAUACAUCAUACGUGCCCAAAAUCACUUCUUCCUAUUGCCAUAUACCUUACGCACACACACAUUCAUACAAUUCCAUGUCCAUGAAUUUGGGUAGCCAUAUCACCUGAUGAGUUUUUAUACUUGUUCUGUGUUUCACUUACAUAGUUAUAGCCAUACCACUUGGGUACUUUCUCCAUAGGAUAUAAAAUUCCAUGUUAACUGACUAACCACCUUGGUACUACACAGGUUAUUUGGUAAACCACUCACUGUGCAAUAUUGUAUCCUUUCAGUGCCCUUAUUCUUCAGUAACAGUAUUCUUUCUUACAAUUUCAUAUUCUGUUGUUAUAUAAGAUUAAUUUUAUAUAUGUUAGUGUAGGGUAGUGUUUACCUGCCAUAGAAAUAAUCACACCAGAAGACUGAAAAUUCUCAGGUUUCAGCAAGUAAGUUGUCUGAACCAAAAUAAUUUAAAAUCUUUUGUAUAAUGUCUGUAAUGCAGAGAUUACUCUAACCCAGUAAUCUUUCACCAGAUUGUAGAUGAAACAGAUCCCGGUCUUGAAUAGGUCCAAACUAAACCAUUUGGAUUGGGGCCCCAUUAAGGCUUGAUCUCACAGAGAUUGGGAUUUAUUAGGACAAGUGCCCACUAGGGUCGGGUAUCGCUAGCAGCACUACAUUUUUUCAUUAGGCAUGGGGAUUAACCAGCUAUCCCUAAAUAACACCUUUCAUUACCAGUGGUGUACUAUGUUAAACCAUCUUUCCUUUAGGUCCUUUCCUGUUAUAAUGCAGGAUGGCUGGAAUCAAGAGCAAAACACACAUUCAUUAGCUGUUAUUCACUCUUACUGCUAUAACAACUGUGUUCUUUUUUAUUUUCUUCAUCCAUAACAAGACAUUAUGUUAUAUGUUUGGUUUACCCCUCUCACUUGACACAACCUAGUACAGUAUCACCUAUCAGCAACAUAUCCAUCACUAAAAUCAACAUAACACUUUGCUCUCCAGGCUUUUGUUCAUACUGCUGUUUCUUUAACCCAUCUUCUCAUUAUGUUGUUAUAUACAAUAUUUUUACCUACCUGCCACUUACCCUUCGCUGACUUCAGUAAACCCUUGUUGAUAUGUGAUUUUGUACUUCCACACCAAAAAGUAAUGUUUACACUUAUUGGCCAUGUAAUCCUGCAUCUCUGAAAAGGCUUAUAUGGCAGUUGCUAUGAAUUGAGAUGUCUUCCUUUUAGAAGUCUUCUUGUACAGUAUUUUAAAAUGAAAUUCAUUUAUAAUAAAUACUGUGCUAUGUACAGAAUUGUAAUGUAGGAUUAUAGUAUAAAUAUGUUUAUCUCCAACAAACAAUUACCAGUACACUACCAUCAAGACCACAUCAAACCAUCACACCAAACAAGUCUUCAACUCACAACCACCAACAAACCAAUGUCACCACCAGGACCCAUGCCUCACCAUCACACUACCAACAUGACCACAUCACCACCAGAACCCACAACUCCCCAUCAUACCACAGCACAUUACCAUCAUGACCACAUCACCACCAGGACCCAUACCUCCUCGUCACACCACAACACACUACCAUCAUGACUACAUCCUACCAUCACCUCCAAACCAUUUGUUCAUGUGGUAUGCAACAUGACUAGUGUGGGGUCCCUGCCUGCCUUCAGUUGUUCACUUGUUAAUUUAAAAGUUGUUAGUGAAUGUAUUCAAUUAGGGAAGAGGCUUAGUGUAAUUAUCAUGCUGUUUUGGUUACUAUAUUUUGCUUUAGCAAAUUUCAGAACGUAAGGGCAGCAGUUUGGUAAAUGUAGUGUUCAUUCUCACCAUAUUUGACCAAAUUCUCGUACAGUGUGUCUCAUCAUCAUCACCGCCGCCAUUUCCAUACUAGCCUGGGUUAGGUGUUAAAGCAAAAAAGUAAAAGAAUCGACUGUAGGUCAGAGAUGUGUUGUAUAUCUAGUACUGCUGCAAUUUUCUAACAAAUUUAUCAGAAAUUGUGAUGCGAGGCAGCAGCACAUGAAAAAUGGGAGUUGGUCACACUGCUGUGGCCAGCUUGCCUCAUGUCUUGUGCUUCUGGUUGUUGCACCUCACAACUGAUGAGUAACAGCAUGAUUUGGUAUACAGAAAUUGUCCCUUAUGAAGGUACCACGAGACAUAUAUUAACAAUCAGUGAAUACAUGAUCCAGACUUUUA